Serpula lacrymans var. lacrymans S7.9 is the source of this 1230-nucleotide messenger RNA. RefSeq lists its product as uncharacterized. The record is from RefSeq and is a predicted model, not a curated record. The transcript has 2 exons. Bases 1 to 1230 code for a protein of 409 amino acids. Lineage: Eukaryota; Fungi; Basidiomycota; Agaricomycetes; Boletales; Serpulaceae.
AUGCACCCAUUAAAUUUGAAUUCGACGUCGAGAAAUAACUCUCAAACAGACCCUUACGCCGCUGCGUUUCUGCACGAGCAGCUUGGGGAAGCGAAGUGGAGUAUUUUCUCCGCUCGCCUUUUUGAGCGCAGACUCGGUAGCUCAAGGAAUAAAUCUCGCAGUAAGGUCAAGAAUGGCGACAGCGAGUUCAACAGCUCCGGUGGCGGUGCCACCGCCAUCGAUUUUCUAGUCAAAGUCGAAGUUGUCAAAGAGGUCCUGAGGACUUACGUUCCUCAUCCCUACAACCCCCUAAAGUCCCUCUCACAUGCCUAUGAACGCUCGCCCGGGGGUUACGUCACCCUCACACGCUCUACCGUCCUGGUACUUUCAGGAUGGUCGAAUACCCAAUUUUCUUACUGGGCUCGCCGCUCUGAAGGAAUAUCAGUGCUUGCAGUGCACGACCAUCGAUUACGCGCAGUGGCGUUAGCUCUUGAACGGCGGCUCAGAGCCGAAAAUCUUGCUUGUUCCUCUCUUGAUGCAACCCAAAAUAUGUUGACAACGCUAGACGCGGCAACUGAGGAGCAGAGUACAAGUGUCACUGGAAAAGGCCUUGAUAUUAUUAUCGAGGAGAUAAAAAAGAAUAAAGGGGCAAGCCCUUUCCUCCGUGGAAAGCAUUCGAGUCUCGAUCCAUUCGGUUCGACGAACACCGAGAGCGAUACUGGCAUCCAUACUUCUGGAUCACCGCAUCCGCAUCCGAAUGCAACUGCGCCUGUGUACAUGCCUACCUUUCAGGCAAUGGAGUAUACUCACUCACCCUCAAUUGCACUGCCGCCACUUCGCAAAAGGAAGACUAGGAGAGCCGGUACGAGUUGCACGCAGGUGGUUAAACCCAUUUCUAUAGGAGAAGGACAGGACUUGGAGAAUAACAUGCAGCACUUUUCAUAUCCAAUUUCGGAGCCCCGUACUAUGACGCCAGAAAGUACAUCUUCCUCGGAAAUUCAGUCAGUGGCUUCUGUUUCUCCGACCUUCAUUUCAUCUCUGCAUUCCCACCGUGCUGCUGCGAUGAAAAAUGCGCCAAUGCACCACAAUACAGAAGAGAGUGGAGGACUCAUUCAGGAAACUGAAAAUACCACCAGGGAAUAUUUCCCUGUAUCUGAUUCUAGAUCAGAUCCCGAAGUUCGCUCGCACCGAAAGCGACUUUCUGAUUUUUCCGAAGACGACGUUAGAAAGAGACUCAAGCAGAAUGAAUGA